GUUGUUAACGAAGAACUGGGAUACAAAGCAUACACACAAAGAAAAUUGUGAAAAAAAUUAAAAGCAACAUUUUUUAUUCGACGCGGUAUACUAUUAUAAAGUUUUUUCGAAUUUGUGCCGUGCUUUGCUGCUGUGUCGAUUUCAUUAAAAUCAUUUAUUAACUGAAGAGCAACAGCAGUAAACAUGGAAGAUCCCAAUCGUAUGAUGGCCCAUACGGGUGGCAUGAUGGCACCACAGGGUUAUGGAAUGCCUGGCCAAGAUGAUGGCCAAAAUGCAGGCAAUGAAAAUGAAGUGCGCAAACAAAAGGAUAUAGGUGAAAUUUUACAACAAAUAAUGAGUAUAUCGGAGCAAUCGUUAGAUGAGGCACAAGCUCGAAAACAUACAUUAAAUUGUCAUCGCAUGAAACCGGCAUUGUUUUCUGUAUUAUGUGAAAUUAAGGAAAAAACCGUCCUUUCAAUUCGCAAUACUCAAGAGGAGGAGCCUCCAGAUCCACAGUUAAUGCGUUUAGACAACAUGUUGAUUGCUGAAGGUGUUGCUGGUCCCGAAAAGGGUGGCGGUGGCGCCGCUGCUGCGUCCGCUGCAGCAGCAAGUCAAGUAGGUUCAUCCCUCUCUAUUGAUGGUGCCGACAAUGCAAUUGAGCAUUCAGAUUAUCGUGCUAAAUUGGCACAAAUUCGUCAGAUUUAUCAUCAAGAAUUGGAGAAAUAUGAGCAAGCGUGCAAUGAAUUUACCACCCAUGUCAUGAAUCUAUUGCGUGAACAAAGUCGUACAAGACCAAUUACUCCCAAGGAGAUUGAGCGUAUGGUACAAAUUAUACACAAGAAAUUUAGUUCCAUUCAAAUGCAAUUGAAACAGUCAACUUGUGAGGCAGUUAUGAUCUUACGUUCGCGGUUCCUAGAUGCCCGGCGCAAACGUAGAAACUUUAGCAAGCAGGCUUCGGAGAUCUUAAAUGAAUACUUCUACAGCCACCUAAGUAAUCCUUAUCCCUCUGAAGAAGCUAAGGAAGAAUUGGCUCGCAAAUGUGGCAUAACGGUCUCACAAGUUUCCAAUUGGUUUGGAAAUAAACGCAUUCGUUAUAAGAAGAAUAUUGGCAAAGCCCAAGAAGAGGCAAAUUUGUAUGCUGCCAAGAAGGCAGCUGGAGCCUCUCCCUAUUCAAUGGCAGGACCUCCCAGCGGCACUACCACACCUAUGAUGUCACCAGCUCCUCCGCAAGACUCAAUGGGUUAUUCCAUGGGCUCCGGUGGUUACGAUCAACAGCAACCUUAUGACAACAGCAUGGGCGGCUACGAUCCUACUCUACACCAGGAUCUUAGCCCUUGAGGACGUUACUUUGAUAAUAAAUAUUAAAAGGACGGAGAGUGUCUGUCUCCCCCACAUCCAAAUUUAUCUAAACCAACGCACUUUGAUUUUUAGAAUAUUUUUCAACUUAUUUCUUCCUUACUUACUGAAAUGGCUUUUUAAAGUUUAAAUGUAGUAGGUGUAUUAUUUUUUUCUAUAAAAUAUUUGUUUUUUUCUUUAACAUUUACUUUUAAUUUUAUCUUUAGGAUUUAAGUCUAACAAAAAAAAAAAAAAAAAAAACGAAAAGAAAAUACAAAAGUUUUCUUUUCUGAUGCAAUUGUUUUCUUAUUUUUGCUUUUUAUAAUUAUUUCAAUUAAUUUUGCAAAUUCACAAAUUCAGUUCAAUUUAAAAUCGCAUUAAGGCCGCAUAUACGUAAAUUUUUUCCAAUCUUUAGUAUUUACUAAAUUUAGCAUUAAGAUUUAAUAACAAAAAAAAAACAAACAAACAACAUGUAUACUUGAGAAAAACAUUUGUAACCGUAUGUAUA
Messenger RNA from Lucilia sericata (common green bottle fly), 1822 nucleotides. It is a transcript of the gene exd, whose product is annotated as homeobox protein extradenticle. Lineage: Eukaryota; Metazoa; Arthropoda; Insecta; Diptera; Calliphoridae. Bases 184 to 1317 code for a protein of 377 amino acids. Gene Ontology annotation, molecular function: DNA-binding transcription factor activity, RNA polymerase II-specific; RNA polymerase II cis-regulatory region sequence-specific DNA binding. The record is from RefSeq and is a predicted model, not a curated record. Gene Ontology annotation, cellular component: nucleus. The transcript has 6 exons. Gene Ontology annotation, biological process: embryonic organ development; animal organ morphogenesis; neuron development.